AUGUCGUUUGGGUCAUUUACAACCUCAAAAGCGAAUAUUUUCUUGCAAAAUACUUUGUUAUUAUAUCAUCCUAAAUCUUAUCUCAAACUAUCAAAUAAUGUUCGCAUAAUUAAAAGAGAUCUAAGUAAUAAAAAUCAAAUCAAAGUUCGACUAAUCAAACCAGUAAUAAAUUUAGGGCAACCAGGAGAUGAGGUUUCAGUUGCGAGAGGUUAUAUGAGGGAAGUAUUAUUUCCUGAAGGAUUAGCACGUUAUAUUCUUUUUUCCAAUGUGCCAAAGAGGAUUCUCAAAGAAAAAAUGAAAGGAACUCCGACAGAAUCAGAUAAAAUUACAACAGGAACGAUGAAACUUUUACCACUUCCUGGUGUAAAACCUGAAGAUUGUUCACCCGAGAGAAUUCAUCGCAUACAAGUCAACAUUGCCAUCCUUACCCAUCUUCCGAUGUUACAUUUUGUGCGCGAUGUCUCUCAUACAGUCUGGAGCAAUUUUGGAAAUAGUUCGGAAAUCAAUCCACCCGUAAAGAUGAGACACGUCGUGCAAAAACUUGCGCAAUAUGGUGCAGAAUUGGAAGAAGAGAACAUGUAUUUUCCUAACUAUAUCAAGAAUGAGAUUAGAACAUUUGGCGAACAUCAAUGUAGAAUAGUGUUUCCUGAGGUUCGGCAAAACAUGUGGUUGAAGGUUAUUGUGGAAAAGAAAUAA
This is a messenger RNA of Ambispora leptoticha, 696 nucleotides long. The record is from the annotation of a GenBank genome assembly. NCBI's taxonomy places the organism in Eukaryota, Fungi, Glomeromycota, Glomeromycetes, Archaeosporales, Ambisporaceae.